UUGUAUUUUCCAACCGCCAGUCGCUACUGACAUUCGGCGCCAUAAUUAACUACAUUUCCCUUGACUCCAUGCGCGGCUGGGGGUGGGCUGCUCCAGGACAUGCUGCUCUCCUUGGAGUCCAUACUGUCCAGUUGUCAAUGUGGUCCUGAAACAUUUGCGAGUGUUGAAUGGCCGUGAGGACUCCGCCGUGUUGCUGAACUCUGACUCCAACAGCGCACUGUGGUUGACCACCAGGACGGAGAAGGAUUAGGAGAGGAGGCGGAGGAUGAUGAUGAUGCAGCACAUCCUUACCCAUGGGACCCUGUGGCGGGUGGUGGCGUGGCGCUCGCUGGCGGCAGGCACAGCCGUCCUCGAGCAUCCGGCGGCGACGGCGUCCAGGUUCUGCGUGCUCCGUCUGUCGCUGCUGCAGCCCGCCACCCAGAGAUGGGUGUCAGCAUCCACCUCCAGCAGAGCAGCACAUCAGCCAAAGCACCAAUCCCCACAGAAACAAUCAGCACAACCUGCAUCUGACCCGCCUUCGCAGGACGGCCCCAAAGGGCAGCCGGAGAAGGCGGACGUUGACCCGCUGCAGGACAAGUCCAUCGGUCUGGUCCAGAGGUUUAAGAAGAUGUUGAAACAGUACGGGAAGGUGAUGAUCCCAGUUCACAUAGCAACGUCCUCCGUCUGGUUUGGAACCUUCUAUUACGCUGCUAUGAAAGGUGUGAAUGUAGUGCCGUUCCUAGAGAUGAUUGGUUUCCCAGAAUCCAUAGUUGGCCUUUUGAGGAAUUCCUCUAGUGGCUAUGCACUGACCGCCUACGCCAUGUUCAAGAUUGCAACCCCGGCUAGAUACGCAGUGACGCUAGGCGGAACCUCACUGUCUGUUCAGUACCUCCGCAAACAGGGCUACCUCUCCACACCACCGCCCGUCACAGACUACAUCCAGGACAAGAUGGAGGCGACCAAGGAGAGAUUCACAGAAAAGAUGGAGGAAACAAAAGGACUCAUCUCUGAGAAAAUGGAAGAGACUAAAGACAAGCUUUCUGAGAAGCUGCAGGAAACCAAAGACAGAGUUUCAGAGGGGAAAUCGUUUUUUCGGAAGAAGAACGACUAGUGGCUCACACGUACACGAGGCUCCUGCUUGCUAAUCUCGUUUUGUGGAGUUGACAGAGUGGGGGCGAGUAACACUUCAUUUCUUUAACUGUCUGGAGGUGUGAGACGUUGCACUAUCCCCAUCUGGACUCCCGUCAGUUAUCACUUUGGUGUCUAUUUAUGUGUCAAAUCGGUCCCUAAUUGUCUGAACCUUCCCACAAUGCACUGCAAAUGUAGAUCAGCCAGCAGCUUAGCCGCCUGCUGGCAGCGCCGUUUCCUGGCUCUGCCGACUCAGGCAGGAUUUCCACGGACUGGAUCUGGCCUGAGUCGUCUCCUGGCUGCGAAGCAACUGCCAGUUUUACUUGAACACUCGGUGAGCCAGGUGAAGACGGCCAGACACAGAGCUGUGCUAAGCCUUCUGACUGAACAGAAAAUAAAACUUGAAGCUCUUCGUUGACCGUCUCAUAGUUUGUUAAAUAAGAAAGAGAUUUCACCUUGUGUCUUUAAACGUAAUUAACCAGAAAUAAUGUUUUUUUUAAUGAGUUUUUCUCUUGAUAGUCAAAUAAUAUAUCACAUUGGUUGUGGUUUCUGCAAUAUGAGAGCCAAGUUGAAACAGGACUAAAGCGGAGGAUGGUUUGGUACAGUUUACAUGAGGUAAGCACAGCUGCACAGUCCUGGUCAGAACUCCAGGACGGAUUCUGAUCAGACGGAGGAGAACGAGUCGGCCCUGAAUGUUGAGGCUUGUUGUGACAGGAGACUAAUGAUUGUUGGAAGCUUUCUGUGAUCACAAAACUUCAAAAUUUCAAUCUGGAGACAAUGAAUCAGAAAUGAGGUUCAAAAGGUUUUCAUCCAUCCAUCCAUCCGGGCCAGGAGGCGAGGGACACCCUGGACAGGUUGCCAGGACAACACAGAGACAGACGCAACAAAAUAACCGUUCAAACCCAGGAUCUUCUGCAAGGCAACAGUCCUACCAAUAUGGCCUCAUCUUGAUGGAAAAAAAUUCAUUCAAUAAACUUUGAUCCAUAUUUUGUUUUUGUUGCUGAGAAUGGGGACAAAAAAUUGUAGAUCUAAAAGAUGUGAAACAUUCAACCAAAAACGUGAAGUAUUUCUAUGAACUUCUCAUGAAAAUGCAAAUCUUUGAAUAAGAUUAACAAUCAUUUGCAGAUCCUCUUUCUCCAAAAAUAUGACUGCUUUUUAAGUUUUGUUGCAUAUUGAAUUUAUCAUGAGGCAUAAUAAUAAACCAUUAUCAUAAUUAACUCAUUUAGGCUUUUUUAUUAGAAACUGCUGACAUUUUUCUUGAUACCCGAGUAUUUUGUCCUUCAUGGCGUUUGGGCCGCGGAGCAGAAGGAGUUUCUGACCGGGACUGUAAACGGACUGCUGUAUAGAACCCAGAUAUUAAAGUUUCACAAUGUGACAGAAAUAACUUGUUUCACUUAGUAAACAAACUGAUGUCCUCACCAGAAAUUCACUGAUGUUUGGUCAAAAUCACACCGAAUAAACGUGAUAUGAAAAU
This is a messenger RNA of Poeciliopsis prolifica (blackstripe livebearer), 2581 nucleotides long. RefSeq lists its product as uncharacterized. The transcript is spliced from 4 exons. Bases 266 to 1090 code for a protein of 274 amino acids. The record is from RefSeq and is a predicted model, not a curated record. Gene Ontology annotation, cellular component: mitochondrion. Lineage: Eukaryota; Metazoa; Chordata; Actinopteri; Cyprinodontiformes; Poeciliidae.